Messenger RNA from Lagenorhynchus albirostris (white-beaked dolphin), 3676 nucleotides. It is a transcript of the gene ALG12, whose product is annotated as ALG12 alpha-1,6-mannosyltransferase. Gene Ontology annotation, cellular component: endoplasmic reticulum membrane. The record is from RefSeq and is a predicted model, not a curated record. Gene Ontology annotation, molecular function: alpha-1,6-mannosyltransferase activity. Gene Ontology annotation, biological process: protein N-linked glycosylation. Lineage: Eukaryota; Metazoa; Chordata; Mammalia; Artiodactyla; Delphinidae. The transcript is spliced from 10 exons. The coding region runs from base 1803 to 3278 and encodes 491 amino acids.
UCUGCUCACCAUCUCGGGCCCGGUGGGGGUUGACCACGGUUUCUGUACUUGCUUAUGUCCUGUUUGUCUCCUCGUGGUCCGGGUGGGCAUGCAGGGUGCCGCUAGCGCCGUCCAACAUAAGCUGCUUUGCUGGUUGGUUUCUGCCGUUGGUCAUCAGCACAGAGCACACUCUUAUCUGGGUGAGAAGCUCCUGGGGCCCGGAGCGGGGUUUGGCAGGUACCUUUUCACCCCACAGCUCGUGAAAUAACAGAGUCUAGAUCUUCCCGCAGGGGAACCUCCUCUGGGCAGAGGUGUGGAGUGGGGUGUGCGGGGACUGGCCUGGGACAGCUGUCAGCCCGAGCGAGGUUCCUGCCACGGAGCACCUGCGCAGCUGCUCCAACCGCCUGGCCUUAGAGAUGCUUCCUAGUUCUUUAGGCUCUUCUUCCCCUCAGACAGUAAGAGAACAGAGAGGAGUAUAUGAACGUUCCGUGGUCUCUUUGGCUUCACUGGAAAUUAAAGCGUGAACGUUUCUUUAAUGAAAAUGUAAACUGGUGUGAUGAGAUCCACGCUUAGCUUUUAUGAAUUUCUUCUUCAAGUAGUUUAUUGAGCACCUGCUAUGUGCCAGGCUGUGAGUCAGCCCUGCCCUCAGGCUGUGAGCCCAGCAGGGGAGACGGAUGGCCCCUGUGAUGACCAGAGUCCAUCCUUGCUGAGGUUACAGUGGGCAGCGGGGGACAGAAAAAUCCUGCCCUUAUGUUUGGUAAGAGAAAAGUUCUGUUACUUCCCUGGGAACUGCACGUCAUUUUGGUAAUUCUUAGAGCCCUUUGACCCCCUUGCUUCCCUCACCUCACCACCAUAUCAGACAGGAUUCCUGUUCCCCCAGUUGUUGAUUCCCCACUUGCUAUCCUAGGAGAGUACAGACUUCAUACCUCUCCCUCGAACCAAAAAGUAGUUUUAACAAACAGGAAGCACCGUGGUUCUCUCCUUUCACUUCUUGCCCUUCUGGUUUUGAUCAAAUAAAAGCAAACCUGUUUUCAGACAAGCCAGAAACAGGAAGAGUUUGCCGUCUUCUUCCCUCGCCAGAUUGAAAGAUGGAGGUCUUCCACGAGUAGGAACUGCCCCAGACACUUGCAUGGUUUUCUCAGGAAGCUUCGUGGCAUGGGGUGCCCCCAAAGCGCUGUUGGUGUUUGGGUGGUCCAUUGCAGACGCGUCUGUCUGCAUCCCCACCCCCCAGGAACACACUCUUGCUUUCUGCCAUAUCCACGAGUUUUUGCUCACGACCAGCGUGGUGCUCCCCGGGGCUCUAAGAGGCUCAGGGGGUGAAGUUCAGAACACAGCGGGUGGGUGUCCGCGGCCCUGUCUCGCCAUCCUUGGGGUGCAGGGCUUUGCUGGCGCCCCGAGCCCUGCGCCUCACCUCCUGUCCUCUCAUGGCUGUCCCUCUGCAGUUCUCCAGGCGCACCCCUCCCGCCCUUCUACUUCACAGCCUCCCGGCCCGUCUCCCUCGGCCAGUACCGUGCGGGCCGAGCCCAGCUUGCUCCUAACUCUCCGGCCAGAUUUCAGCUUCUCGAGCACGGGGGUCGUCCUGCUGCCCUCCAGUGCCGGGCUGGCCCAGGGCCCGGCUGCACAGUGGACUAAACUCGUGUCCUGCAACUCAGAUUACAGAAGCUGCAGCAGUUCAAAGGAUUCCCAUUACCCUUCAAACACAUUUCCCAGGUGUUAACUCGAGUGUGAGUUUUGAAGCCUGGGGACCUGCGACUCUAUUCUCUCAAAACGAUUCGAGUGGCGGUGCCGACGGUGGAUGAAGGUCCGUGAGGCUGACGUGCAGAAUGGCCGGGAAGAGGCCGUCGGGCCUGGGCAAGCAGCGCCGGCUCCUGGCGCUGCUGGUGGCGGUAGCCGCCGUCCACCUGGUUGCCUGCCCCUACACCAAAGUGGAGGAGAGCUUCAACCUGCAGGCCGUGCACGACCUGCUCUACCACCGGCUGGAUGUGGACAAGUUUGACCAUCUCGAGUUCCCUGGCGUGGUCCCCAGGACGUUCCUCGGGCCGCUGGUGAUCGCGGCACUCUCCAGCCCCGCCGUUUACGUGCUUUCGCUCUUGGAAACGUCCAAGUUCUAUUCUCAGCUAGUAGUCAGGGCCGUCCUUGGACUCGGCGUGAUCUUUGGAAUCUGGACUUUACAAAAAGAAGUGAGGCGGCAGUUUGGGGCCACGGUGGCCACCCUGUUCUGCUGCGUGACGGCCUCGCAGUUCCACCUGAUGUUCUACUGCACGCGGACACUCCCCAACGUGCUGGCCCUGCCUGUGGUCCUGCUAGCCCUCGCAGCCUGGCUGCAGCAGAGGUGGACGCGCUUCGUCCGGCUCUCGGCCUUCGCCAUCCUGGUCCUCAGGGCCGAGCUGAGCCUGCUCCUGGGCCUGGCGCUGCUGCUGCCGCUCUGCCUGCGGAAGGUCUCGGUGGCCCGGGCCCUGCGCUGCGCCGUGCCGGCUGGGAUCCUCUGCUUAGGGCUGACGGUGGCCGUGGACUCCUAUUUUUGGCGCUACCUCGUAUGGCCAGAAGGAAAGGUGCUCUGGUACAACACCGUCCUGAACAAAAGUUCCAACUGGGGCACCUCGCCGCUGCUCUGGUACUUCUACUCGGCCCUGCCGCGCGGCCUGGGCUGCAGCCUGCUCUUCGUGCCCCUGGGCGCCGUGGACAGAAGGGCCCUGGCACUGCUCCUGCCGGCGCUGGGCUUCGUGGCUCUGUACUCGCUUCUCCCGCACAAGGAGCUGCGCUUCAUCAUCUAUGCCUUCCCCGUGCUCAAUAUCGUGGCCGCCAGGGGCUGCGCCCGCGUGCUGAAUAACUAUAAGAAGUCCUGGCUGUGUAAAGUGGGGUCCCUCCUCGUGAUAGGACACCUCGUGGUGAACGCCACAUACUCGGCCACAGGCCUGUACGUGUCCCACUUCAACUACCCUGGCGGCGUGGCGAUGCAGAGGCUGCACGAGCUGGUGCCCUCCCGCACAGAUGUCGUUGUGCACAUCGAUGUGGCCGCUGCCCAGACAGGUGUGUCCCGGUUUUUGGAAGUCAACAGUGCCUGGAGGUACGAUAAGAGAGAGGACGUGCAGCCCGGCUCCGAGCGCAUGCUGGCCUACACGCACCUGCUCGUGGAGGCCGCCCCCGCGCAGCUAGCCCCCUACCGGGACACGCACCGGCUGCUGGCCAGCGUCCCAGGCACGACCGGGCUGAGCCUCAACCUGAGCAGGCUGCCCCCCUUUGACGUGAACCUGCAGACCAAGCUGGUGCUCCUGGAGAGGCUUCUCGGGCCUUCCUGAGGAGGAGCCAGGGGCCCUCCAGAAACACCGGCAGGACGAGACGGAAGCGCGCAGAGGACCACGGGUGUGCCCUCACGGGGGCGCGGCCACAGCCACAGCCGGGGCACCCACAUCCACGCUGCCCACCACCUGUGAGAACGAGGGGCCUGGCACCCCUCCCAGGGUGACGCUGGGUGGGAUGCUGUUCACCGUCCAGACCGCAGCGGGGUGUGGAUCUUCCCGCGGAGCUGCUUCUGGGCAGCAGGCUGUGGCCUCUCCGCCCCUGAGAGGUCGUCCCCCUGGGGCAGCGUAACCGCAGAACCUCAGCACCCAGCCCUCGGGGUGGGGCCUCCUUUGUGGUCACAGGCAGCCGUUUCCAUUUCAGAUGAGGCUUUAGGAGAUAAACUCGUUCAAAACGA